Colletotrichum gloeosporioides is the source of this 243-nucleotide messenger RNA. RefSeq lists its product as uncharacterized. The transcript is spliced from 2 exons. Bases 1 to 243 code for a protein of 80 amino acids. The record is from RefSeq and is a predicted model, not a curated record. NCBI's taxonomy places the organism in Eukaryota, Fungi, Ascomycota, Sordariomycetes, Glomerellales, Glomerellaceae.
AUGGAUCUGGCAGCUGGUAAAAGCGGUGUCCAGGAUGGUUUGACCCGCUGCCACACCCGCCCUAUGCCACUCGAGGGCCUAGGAUUAGCACGUCUUGGUUGUCUGCCGGCUCCAUUAUCGAAUUUUCGGGGGGGUCCAGGGCCAGCAAUAACACCAGAAGACAUAUCCAUGUCACCUGAAGUGUGCCUCGUCUGCACCACGAACCAAAGACCGCCGAAACAGGCCUUCUUUGGUCGUAGGUAG